Messenger RNA from Blepharisma stoltei, 464 nucleotides. NCBI's taxonomy places the organism in Eukaryota, Ciliophora, Heterotrichea, Heterotrichida, Blepharismidae. The record is from the annotation of a GenBank genome assembly.
AUGAGCAAAAGUUCAAGGCAAAGUUUGCAAAAAAUAUUCUUGCUUUACGAUGAAAUAAUGGCUCUUUAUUCAAUAGUUGGUUUUAUUCAAAUUCUUACAAGUUUGACUUUGAAAAGUAAAUAAUUUAUGAAUUUGACAUAAAUAAUUGUUUAUUUUAAAACAAUAUGGGGAUGAAUUUGCCAAUAAAAUAAAUAUAUGAUGCGUAAAUUUAAUAAAAUCCCAUAGAAAUAAUCAGUGAGCACCCAAUGCUUAAAAAAGCCAUAGCUGAACUGCUUAGGCUUGUUGAAGAGAAGGAAAAAGAAAUUGAAGAAAUUAAAAGUCAAAAUUCUCCUUCAAUUUCCCAAAGCACAGAAAUCCAAGAAAGUGAGCCAGAAGUUUCCCAUUCACCACCAACUGAGAAAAAUGGUUUCAUAAAAGAUGAAGAAGGUUUUACAAUAAAUGUUAACAAAAAAUGCCAAGCUUAA